Phacochoerus africanus (Common warthog) is the source of this 3246-nucleotide messenger RNA. Its product is annotated as nuclear body protein SP140-like protein. The record is from RefSeq and is a predicted model, not a curated record. Gene Ontology annotation, biological process: regulation of transcription by RNA polymerase II. Gene Ontology annotation, molecular function: DNA binding; protein binding; DNA-binding transcription factor activity, RNA polymerase II-specific. The transcript is spliced from 26 exons. Lineage: Eukaryota; Metazoa; Chordata; Mammalia; Artiodactyla; Suidae. Bases 455 to 2890 code for a protein of 811 amino acids. Gene Ontology annotation, cellular component: nucleus.
GCAGCAUUCUGAGCAAAACACCUGCCGUGUUCCUCACUCUUCAUCUGCUACAAUUGCCAGGGAUGAAGGUGAAGCACAGAGAGGUUCAUUAACUAGCCCGAGGUAUUCAGGGGCAAAGCGGACUCAUCUGACCAAAGCCCCUCUUCUCACCAGUGCAGGAUACUGCGUCCCGUACGUGAGUAUUCAGGUCCAGGGGCUCUCCCAGGAUGGCUCCUGGAAGCCUGGGAGCAGGGCAGGGAGGUAGGUUAGGCAAAACAGGAAGUCUGUGCUUUGGGGCUCAGGGUGAGGGCCAGGCUUCCCGAGGAAAGGAAAGUGAAAGCAUUGAGCGGACUGUGAAGAGCUGAAGAUGCUGCACCCGAGGGAUCGAUAGAGGCAGACUUUGUUGUCAGUGUUCCCAGAAAGGACAGAGGCAGUGAACAUCUCAUCAAUAGCCAUCUUAGGCGGGCCUGAGAAGAUGGCAAGUGGAGGCAGCGACCUCAGCUGCAGAACUUUCACAGGGGACCAGAACCCAGAGGAACAGAGCUCAGAUGAGCAGUUUUUUAAUGAGCUGAUUUUCAGGUUCUUCAGAGAAAAUAAGGUGGACAUUUCAAGUGUAAUAACAAAGCCCUUUCCUUUCCUUAUGGGCCUCCGGGACCGGAGCUUCAUCCCUGAGCAGAUGUAUGAACACUUUCUGGAAGCGUGCAGAAAUCUAGUCCCGGUGGAGAGAGUGAUGUAUGAUGUUCUCAGUGAACUGGAGAAGAAAUUUGACCGGACGGUUCUGGAAGCUCUCUUCAGCAGCAUUAACCUGAAGGCCUAUCCUGACUUACAUCAGAUUUUCAGAGACUUCAAAAAAAUGAUUCUUGAAAACUUCAACUACCAAAUCACGGAUGAAGGAGAGACAAAGGACGUGAUCAACUUACAGUUGGGCCGAGAACAAGUGCCCCUGGAACGUGCAUCUCUCCAAAUGAGUAAUAGAAGAGGGUUAGAAGAUACACCCAGAUUUCAGCCACGUGACAGACAAGGGGUCAGCAAUGCCCUGUGGGAGACCAGUGCUGGAGAACAGACCCUGGAAACCUUGAGAUCCCCACAAAGAUAUCGGCCAGUGUCCUGCAACCCCGCAGCUCUACCACAUGGUAAAAGAGGAAAAUCAGAAGAAACGCUCGGGUGGCUCCCUUAUAAUAAAGAAGUGACCUGUGAUUCCAAAGCUCCUCAAAUGACUCACCAGGGAGAAUCCAAGGAGGGGCUCAGCCUAUCACCAGCAAAGGGAGUAGAGGACAGCAAUACCUUUUGGGAGACCUGCGACAAAGAAGAGCCCCAGGAGGCCUCAAACUCCCCACCAAGACAUGGCCCAGUUUCUGACGAGCCAGAAGAUUUCCAAAUGAAUACAGAAGGAGAUUUAGAAGAGCUUGCUUCUAGCCCACUCUCCUCUAAAGGACAAGGAGCAGAGCUACCAGCAAAUGAAAGCGAGAAGUGUUCCUGUGUUAUGUGCUUUUCAAAAGAUGUGCCAGUAGAUCCAGAAGCAAGGAACCGAGCUAGUGACGUGACGGCUCCUGUGGAUAGUGGAAACACCUUCACUUUGGUAAAACUCAAGAGGAAAAGAAGAAAAAAGAAAGGGCAUUCCUGGACAAAAAUAAAAGGGGGAAGCAUCUAUCAAAAACAGAAGCAGCAAGACCCCGACAACAGCACUGCUGCUGGCCGGCUGGUCGUGAGAAGAAAGAGGGUGAAAAAGCAUCUGGAGGACCCUGCCAAGAUUAAAGGGAAAAAAAGAGCCAGACCUAGACUCUACUUUACUCAGAGUGACAGAGCCCCACAGAAAAGAGUUAAGAAAAGAGGGUCAAGAAAGUACAGAAGUAAUAAUGUGGAUUUUCAAGCUCAAAUACUUCCUGUGACCUGUGGUGAGGUGAAGGGGAGGUUACAUAAGAAGAAACUGAAAAAAGGCAUCUCGGUGAAGUGUAUACAGAGUAAGAAUGGAGAGUGGUUCACCCCCAGGGAAUUUGAAGUCCACGGAGGCUGCACUAGGGCAAAGAACUGGAAGCUGAGUAUUCGCUGUGGUGGGAGAAACCUACGAUGGCUGAUAGAGAAAGGAUAUCUGCCCAAGCCUCCAAGGAAAUAUUUCAGGAAAAGAAAGAUGAUCCCAAAGUCUCAUGACAAUACCUUAGUUGACCCUUAUCUGGGAAACUCAGAUGUGUGUGAGGUAUGCCGACGUGAAGGAAAGCUGUUUUGCUGUGAUACUUGUUCGAGAUCUUUCCAUAAGGACUGCCACAUCCCACCUGUGGAAACUGAGAGGACCCCGUGGAGUUGCACCUUCUGCAGCAUGAAGGAGAUUUCAGAAAGCCAGUGCUGUCUCAGAGAAUCUGAGGUCCUGGCCAGGCAGAUGUGGCCUGAGGAGCAGCUGGUGAGUGUGAUGGGAACCCCACGCCUUCUCCAUCCCUUCGCACAUGAGAGGUCAAAUGGGCGGAGUCAGGAGAAGGACAACCAGAGGGUGAGCCAUCUCUCCAUCACGGUGAAAUCACACCAGAACUCGUGGGCAGCCCUUGCACAUCUGUUUCCAGGAGCCGCCCACAUCUGGGGGGACAUCCAGAAAUGUGAGUUCCUCCUCUUGAAGGUCUAUUGCCACUCGGAGAGCUCCUUUUUUGCGAAGAUUCCGUAUUAUUAUUAUAUUAAAGAGGCUUCUAAAAACCUAGAGGAACCCAUGUGGUUGGACAGAAUCAAAAAGAGGCUGUAUGAGCGGCGGUACCAUCGCGUGGAGGGGUUCGUGCAGGACAUGCGCCUCAUCUUUCAGAACCACAGGGCGUCUUACAAGUUCAAAGACUUUGGUCUAAUGGGACUUAGACUGGAAGCAGAAUUUGAAAAGAAUAUCAAGGAAGUGUUUGCUAUUCAAGAAACAAAUGAGAGCAGUUCACCGGCAUGAUGGACGGUGUUAGCAUCCUGGAAAAACCUCUUUUUAAGCACAUUUCUCACCCCAAGCUGCUAUGAUCAUUGGCUGCUGACACCACCCCUCCCCAGAGCAUUGUAUUCAACUAUGCAUGGAGCCAACUUCACAAGGGGUUGGGGGGGGGGUAUGUUUCCUUGGCCCGGGGGCAGACCUCCAGUCCCAAGGUGGACCCACCUCUGUACUGUACUGCAAUUCUGUGCUCCCCAAGGGAUCAGGCUGGAGCUAGUCUGCAGCUAUGACCACAUCUUGCUUUGCUCUUCCCACAACACUGUCCCUCUUCCCUCACCCCUUUCUCCCAAAGAAACUCACAAUAAAUGACUUAAGAGACUUCA